GUAUAUUACCAGCAAGAUCACAACCAGGUUCAAUCUGUGCUCUUUGUGUUUGUCUGCGUUUCAAGCUUGUGAUUUGACCUCAGCACACCAGCAGUUAGAAGGUUAUAUGGCCUGCCUCUGUGUCUUUAAAGGUUGUAUAUUAACAACGUGAUGUGGUAAGGACAGAUGAGUGCCUACUUAGAGGAAGUGUGAAUCUGAGAAGCGAAAGACUCAGAGGAGAAAACAGAAGAGGACUUGGGCACGGGAUAUUAUUUGUGUAAAUGAAACCUUUCAGUGAGUCUUUGGUGGAUUAGACAGAAUUUUAUUUCUGGAGGUCUUGGAGUGUGUGGUGACUUUAUUGUGCUGUUGACGCACUGGACUCUGGAGUAGGAAAGGUGGAAAAAGCACUGAAAGCCUUCGUUAGACCAUGGACUCUAAUUGUUAGCUCAGGAAUAUAAAUACUGCAAACUUCUGAGCUGAGAAUGGGCCCGGAUCACUGGUGGCUGUGUUUGUGCACCUUGGUGAUUCUUGCUGCUUCAUGUCGGGUCAAUGGACAGUGUCCAAAUGGGACUACGAUCAAUGUGAUCCUGCUGAAAGACAACACGUCUCUAUGGAGCCUUGAUUAUGUGGAGGGACAAAUACUGAAGGCCAUAGAGAUGGAUUCUGCCAUUCAUGCUGGAGACGACACGAAGAUUAAUCUCAAACCCAGCUUUGACGGGUUUGACACAAGCAUUUUUAAACAUAAAGGCUGCUAUGGAAGCACGUGCGAGGGAGUGGAAAUGCUAAAAAACCUGACGAGAUCAGGCAGGCUGGGAUGUGCUGUGCUUGGGCCCACCUGCACCUAUGCUGCUUUCCAAAUGGUUGAUCUGGAAAAAGGUCUGAAGCUCAGCACACCCAUCAUCUCAGCGGGCAGCUUCGGUCUCUCCUGUGACAACACUCACAACCUACAGCGCCUCUUGCCGCCAGCACGCAAGGUCUCAGACUUCUUCAUCGAAUUCUGGAAAAGCCGUAACAAGCUCAAACCUAAGUGGGAGACAGCCUAUUUAUACAAGAAACAGAACAACACAGAGGACUGCUUUUGGUAUAUAAAUGCACUGGAUUCACACUUGAGCCAGUUUGCCCUAAAAAUUCAGAGAACGGUUCUGCGCAGACCAGAAGAACUGAACACAGUACUUACAUCACCCAAAAACAGGACCAGCAACCUGUUCAUCAUGUGUGGAUCACCAAAGGAUUUAGCGGAGUUGAAAAAUGGCUCUAGAGAGGCAGACAGCAGUGAUAUAGCCUUCAUCCUUAUUGAUCUUUACAAUGAUGAAUACUACACCAACACAUCGUCAUUUCCAUUCAUGAAGAAUGUGUUGGUAGUGACGAUGCCCAACUCCAGGAAUUACACAAUCAACACAAACCUGACAGACAACAACAUAAUGAAUGACUACAUAGCUGCAUACCAUGAUUCAGUGCUGCUGAUAGGUCGUGUAAUGCGGGAAAUUGCCCAACAACCUAUGUCAGAGAUCCAGCAGACGCAGUAUACCAACGUGGCUUACUUCAGGAACACCUCCUUUGAUGGCAUUGCUGGAAACUACAGACUGGACAAGCAUGGAGACAGAGACGUAACUCUCUCAAUCAUUUACACCACUACUGACAACAAGUAUCGAAUUUUAUUCACAUUCGACACUGAGCACAAAAUCACUGAAGUGAUUGAGACAAACCCUUCCUUCCACUGGGGACAAAGACUUCCUGACUCCAUACCAGACGGAGGCCCUGCAAUUCAUGACAUCAUUGUCAUUGUGUUGGCUGUCACAGUGGUUGUCGUGGCCACCAUCGCCUUCAUUUUCUACAGACAGAACAGGAGAGAUCGACUGCUGAGGAAACGCUGGUCUCACAUCAGCUCUCAUCUCAUCACACUGCUGGAGAACAACCAACUAAACGUCAUCUCUCUUAAGAUUGAAGAUGAGAGGAAAAAAUUCCCUAUCCGCCGUGCACUCUACGAUAAGAAGAUUGUGAUUCUGAAGGAGCUCAAGCACUCAGACGGGAACUUCGAUGAGACCCAGAGGAUAGACCUGAACGCGCUCCUGCAAAUCGACUAUUACAAUCUCACAAAGUUUUAUGGCACAGUGAAGUUUGAUCAGGGUGUGUUUGGAGUGUUUGAGUAUGGAGAGCGGGGAUCACUCAGGUAUGUGCUGAACGACAAGGUUUCGUACCCAGAAGAGACCUUCAUGGACUGGGAGUUCAAGAUCUCCGUCAUGUACGACAUCGCUAAGGGCAUGUCCUACCUUCAUACUAGUGACAUUCAGGUGCACGGUCGACUCAAGUCCACCAACUGUGUGGUGGACAAUCGCAUGGUGGUGAAGAUCACUGACUUUGGCUGCAACAGCUUCCUCAGCCCUGGCGAAGACUUGUGGACAGCCCCUGAGCAUCUGAGGAAACAGGGCACCUCGCAGAAAGGAGACGUCUACAGCUUUGCCAUCAUCGCUCAGGAGAUUGUUCUCAGAAAGUGCACCUUCUACACUGAGUGCUGCUCUGAACGAGCAGAAAAGCUGUCCAAGGUCAUCAUGUCCUACUUUAGACCUGAUCUUGACUUUGAGACGGCUUCAGAGAAAGAAUUAGAGGUGUACAUGCUGAUAAAAACCUGUUGGGAGGAGGAUCCAGAAAAAAGACCUGACUUUAAGAGGGUAGAAAACUGUCUGGGGAAAAUCAUCAGUAAAAUUCAUAACCAGGACAAUGAGAGCUACAUGGAUAACAUGAUCAGACGGCUGCAGAGUUAUUCCAGAAACUUGGAGUACCUGGUGGAAGCGAGAACGGUUCUCUACAAAGCUGAGAGAGACCGCGCCGACCUCCUCAACUUCAUGCUACUUCCUCGCCCAGUGGUGAAAAGCCUGAAGGAGACUGGUGCAGUGGAGCCAGAGCUGUACGAGGAGGUGACAAUAUAUUUCAGUGACAUAGUGGGUUUCACCACUCUUUGCCAGUACAGCACACCCAUGGAGGUUGUGGACAUGCUCAAUGACAUCUACAAGGGCUUUGACAGCAUCGUCGACCACCACGAUGUUUAUAAGGUGGAGACGAUAGGUGAUGCCUACAUGGUGGCCUCUGGUCUGCCAAGGCGAAACGGGAACAGACACGCGGUGGAUAUCUGCCGCAUGGCCUUGGACAUCUUGGCGUUCAUGGGCACCUUCCAGCUCCGACAUCUGCCUGGCAUCCCUGUGUGGAUACGCAUCGGUGUACACUCAGGUCCGUGUGCAGCAGGUGUUGUGGGGCUAAAGAUGCCCAGGUAUUGUUUAUUUGGAGACACAGUCAACACGGCAUCUCGCAUGGAGUCCACAGGCCACCCCCUGCGGAUCCACGUCAGUCAGCCUACUAUAAAUAUCCUGCAGAGGACAGACUGCAAGUUUGAGUAUGAGAUCAGAGGAGAAACAUAUCUGAAGGGUAAAGGAAUGGAGACAACCUACUGGUUAACAGGUGAGAAGGGUGAGGACUACGACCUCCCACAUCCACCCACAACAGAGAACGUCCAGCGGCUCCAGCAGGACCUUGCCAACAUGAUCCUGAUGUGUCUGGAGCACCGAUCCCGAGCGUCUGUCCGGAGAAAGCAGCCGUUUUUGAGUCAUGUAAAGGAGAAAGACAAGGACCAGGAAUCAGAGGCGGAGUCUGAGAGUGACCAUCCUGAGUACCUGCAUCUGGCCACAGUGGAUAACACCCUCAGUACCUUCCUGUAGGACAAACCUGCCGUAGAGUACGUCACUGUCAAACUCUGACUCUAUGUUAUGACACUAUUCAAUAAGAGUGGUAAAAAUAUCCAGUAGAUAGAGCUGCACAGGG
This is a messenger RNA of Thunnus maccoyii (southern bluefin tuna), 3792 nucleotides long. RefSeq names its product guanylate cyclase 2Cb (gene gucy2cb). Lineage: Eukaryota; Metazoa; Chordata; Actinopteri; Scombriformes; Scombridae. The record is from RefSeq and is a predicted model, not a curated record. Gene Ontology annotation, biological process: cGMP biosynthetic process; protein phosphorylation; intracellular signal transduction. Gene Ontology annotation, molecular function: peptide receptor activity; protein kinase activity; ATP binding. The transcript is spliced from 27 exons. Gene Ontology annotation, cellular component: membrane. Bases 462 to 3689 code for a protein of 1075 amino acids.